AUGAAAUUAUUAUACGCUUUAUUAAUUUUAGUUAUUGUUUUCUUUGCUGGCGGUAUUGAAGCCAACAAAACUGAUAAAUCAAAUAAAACUACAGAAGAAAGAAUUAGAGAUGAAAUCAAAGUUUGGGAACAAAAUUGGAGUGGUUUCCCAAUUAAUUGUAGAAGAAUGGUAGAUACAUUAUCAUCAGAUGGUGUUGUUGAAUACCCAGUUGGUAAAAAUAUUAUUGGUGGUGGUCACAAAAGAAUUUUCAAUAGAUGCGAAGCUUUUAUUACAGAAAACUUUAGUCAAAUGAUCAACUAUGCUCAUGAACCAGUUUACAUUGUUGGUCGUGAAGUUGCAUUCAAGAGAACUACUGUUUUCGUUACCAAAAACAACUGCAGACUUUACAACACUGGUAUUGUUACCAUCAAAUACGAUAAAGAUUUCAAGAUUAAACAACUUAAAGAUUAUUUCGAUGCUGAUGAUUUAGUUAGCAAAUUCCAAGCUUGUCAAUUCCCAGGUUCAGAAUUACCAGAUAUUAACGCCGAAGAAAAACCAACUGAAAAACCAGUUGAAGAACCAGCCGAAACAGUUGCUCAAGAUAAAAAACAAGAUAAAAAAGAAAAAACUAAAGAUGAAUUAUAA
Molecule: messenger RNA, 624 nt
Organism: Dictyostelium purpureum
Lineage: Eukaryota; Evosea; Eumycetozoa; Dictyosteliales; Dictyosteliaceae
Exons: 2
Coding region: 1-624 (207 amino acids)
Source: RefSeq, a predicted model, not a curated record